This is a messenger RNA of Diospyros lotus (date-plum), 4052 nucleotides long. RefSeq names its product protein GAMETE EXPRESSED 2. The transcript is spliced from 17 exons. The record is from RefSeq and is a predicted model, not a curated record. Lineage: Eukaryota; Viridiplantae; Streptophyta; Magnoliopsida; Ericales; Ebenaceae. Gene Ontology annotation, molecular function: actin filament binding. Bases 211 to 3633 code for a protein of 1140 amino acids. Gene Ontology annotation, biological process: pollen sperm cell differentiation; actin cytoskeleton organization.
UUUAUAUACUUAUUAAAAGAAAAAUAUGAAGAUAUUUAUGCUUCAACCGUCAAUUUACAACCGCUUUUAAGUCUCCAAAUAAAAAAAAAAAAAGAAGAAAGAAAUUCCAUUCAAACCGUUCCCGCCUCUAUACCGUUGGAUCCUCCCACAACAAACCUUUCCUUCAUAACUUCCCAUAGAAACUGAGAAAUCCAUCAAUGUCUCACAACAAUGGCGUCUCAAAUUCUCCUUUGCACGCUCAUUUCACUAUUACCCAUGUCUCUCUCCUCACCUGUUGGCCCUAAACUCGUAAAUUCAGAAAAUGUAUCGAUACCCAGUUUUGCUUUCGGUUGGUCCGACGAGAAAGACACGUUUGCUGCUGGUGAUAUCGCGACUAUAAAGGUUAAAAUACUGGGGAAUUAUGAGAGAGACAAGUAUAAAUAUACCUUCCAUCCUAAUAUUACGGUGAAUGGGAAGAUGGGCAAUAGUUCAUUGGUAUCUGGGGUUUCUUUGAACUUUGAUGGUGAGCUCAGUGACUGGAGGAUUUCGUUUGUUCCGAUUAAGGUUGGUUUGUUCAAUGUGCUGGUUACUGAUGAGCAUUUCAACGUUCUGGACUCGUCGCUGCACUUUCAAGUCACGCCAGGGAAAAUAUAUCCAGCAGCUUGUGUUGUUUCCUGGAUGGGCCAGAUGGAUGAGCUUGUAUCUGGGACUAAAGCUACAGUUGUGAUACUGCCUAAAGAUGCAUUUGGGAAUACUAUCACUUCACCUAGUGAAGAAUUAAGUGCUUUAAACUUUAUGGUGUCCGCAUCUUAUGUAAAUGGUUCUAGUGCAAAUGUGCUGAAUAUUACCCACAUGGGAUGGGAUAAAGUUGGUUAUUAUAGCAUUGGUCUUACUGCAGCCUCAGCUGGAAACCUCUUGCUUCAUGUUGAAGAGAAAAACCAAAGCUUGAAUGGCUCUCCACUGCCAUUCAAGGUGAAUCCAGGAGCUUUGGAUGUCUCUAAUUGUGAGGCACAUUGGGAUAUUGACACAAAAUUAUUUCAAUUGUUCUCUAAGAUGGAAUUUUUCAUACACCAGCGGGAUCAAUAUGGGAACUUUGUUCCAGGAUUUUAUCAAUUUGAUGUUGAGGUUAUUGAAAAGGGGACAAAUUUGUUCAUGCCUGUAGCAGACUUGAGCUCCAGAGAGAUAGUACCGGGCAUUCAGGUGUCUUCAUUCAGCCUGGAGGAGCCAGGAGACUUCAUGCUCUUGAUAUCUGACAAGGACCAGAGCAAAGCCAUAUCCAACAUGCCAUAUAAUUUUACUGUCUUUAUAGGUUAUUGUGAUGGUGUGAACAGCAUCAUCAGUGGAUCUGGUUUAAAUGAUUCUGUGGCUGGUGAAGUUGGAAGGUUUUCAGUUCUUCUGAAAGAUGCUUAUCAGUAUCCUGCUCCAAUUGACUUAGAAAAGCUUCAAGUGCGGAUAGUGCAUGAAUUUGAUUCACAUUUUGUACAACCAAGAAUAUACCCAGUGCAGAAUGUAAAUGGUAGUCGGUCCAGUAGAGAACUGAAUUACAGUGUUCUCACCGGCUUGGAAACUGCUUCUGCACCAUCUGUUGGUCCAGUUAACAAUUCAACCGAGCACAGGAAAAGUUGGGCUAGCUCUUUUGAUAUCAUUUACACAGCUGAAAAAAGUGGGAUAUAUGAAAUUACUGUAUUUUGUGGAAAUAUUGCGUUGAAUGGGGGUCAGCCAUUCAGAAAGGAAGUAACUGCAGGUGAGGUGAAUGCAUCCCUUUCUGGAGUGGUGCAAUAUGCACCAAAAGUUCCAAAGAUGAUAAAGAAUGAAAUAGUUGUGCAACUCAUGGAUUCCUUUUCUAAUCCCAUCUUGUUCCAAGAGUCAAAGCUAAACCUAGAGAUGGCUUCAAUCAACAAAUCCCGUUUCUCUACUUCGAAGUUCGUCAAUGACACUGAUGGCUUAUACAUUGGCUCAUAUUUGGCAGAGGAAAUUGGUACUUAUGAGAUAUGUGCUUCGUUUGAUGGCAAUCGUUUCCUGCCCUGUCCCUUUGGCGUGAAUGUCUAUAGUAGUGAAUAUUUUCCUAAAGCCUUUGAUGAUUCAAUAUCAGUUUCGGAGGAUGAGUCAAUUGCGUUUGAUGCUCUAGAAAAUGAUUACUUUGCUGGUGGCAAUGCAAGUAUUCUUGAAUUUUCAAAACCAGGUCAUGGUUCACUGCUGCAAUACGGAUGGCUCUUUAGGUAUACACCAUACGAAGGGUUUGCCGGAAAUGAUUCUUUCUCAUACACGAUAUCUGAUGCCAAUUCCAAUUUUGCUUCUGGUGCUGUAAAUAUAUCUGUACUCGGCAUCCCACCACAGUUUAUUUCCUUUCCAAGUCAAUUACAAGCAACUGAAGACAUACUUAGUCCCAGGUUUGGUGGCUUUCCUGGCAUUGAGAUAAUAUAUUCAGAUUUGAUGGAAAACAUUUCUGUUUCUCUCAUUGCAUGCUCUGGAGCUCUCUUUCUCUCUCCUAUGCUGAUGCAAGUUUGGCAGCCUAUCUGGAGUGAGCUUUCUGUGAGCAGAGGGGAGGGGAAAGCUAAAGAUCUGAUAUUACAGGGCCGUUUGGAAGUAAUCAAUUUUGCCCUUCAGUCAAUCCAAUACCUCGGAAAUGAGAACUUCUACGGGAAUGAGACAAUUCAUGUUUCUACCAAGAACAAAAAUGGAGUAAGCAAUUUGGAUAUUCCACUUUUGGUGGAACCAAUUAAUGAUCCUCCAUUCAUUAAUGUCCCUGAGUUUAUUCUCUUUGAGAAGAAGAAUAAUGAAGGACAUCUCAUCUUUGAUAGACAAAGACACAGGCGUGAUUUCUUGAUUGGGGAUCCGGAUCUUCUUAACUUUCCUGGCAACAAUUCUCACUUCUUGGUCAUGUUUUCUCUGGAAGUUGAUUCUGGAUUUCUGUCAACCAAACUGCCAGUUGAACUCAUCAGUACAACUGAGCUGAAGUUAAGGAAUAGUUAUCAAUGGCAGCCUCUUCAGACAUUUGUUACCAUCUCAAAACGCUUUAUGGUCAAAGCAAAAGGCAUUAGAUUUCGGGGAACAGUUAAUGCUUGCAAUAGUGUAAUGCAGCAACUGCUAUAUUACGGCGAAGAACAUGGUGUAGUCUUAAUGGUGAAAAUAAGUGAUAUGGGAAAUUACGGUUGCUAUCCAGAUUGUACAAAAAGGAUGUCGAAGCCUCUUUUGGCUGAGGCUAAGGUGCUUUUGUUAAGGAGAAGACCAAUGACUCCAUUGGUAGCUCAUGCUCUGGGAUCAGCAGUUGUGAUUGAAUCUAUUUUGGUGUUCUCUCUUGGUGUCCUACUCUUAUAUUUUACGUGCAAGUGUGCAAUUGUCCUGGUCAACGAAAAAAGGAGCCAUAUGGCUUGGGAAAUUGAACUCCCUAAGGUAGAAAGAUCCAGUUCCAGAAAUUCAAAUCCCGAUUUAUCUGAGAAUGUAACUCACUUCACUGGAUGCUGUUCAAGCACUAUGCUCAAGAACCAGCCCUCUACCUUUUUCUGCCAGAGGUCACGGGAUCAAUCUGGAAAUGGAAACUGUAGCAAGGAUGAACUUCGUUCUUCUCAAUCUUCUAGCGAUCACCACCAGGAGACACAGACACCUGUUUUAGGUCUUAUGCCGCUUGCCUCUGAGAAGAAGGCCCAAAGCUGAAUAGCCUGAGACAGUGCAGAACUGCAAACAAACUCACAGGAGGAUAGUUUCAACACUAGUGUUUUUGUUUGCAACUCUUCUCACUCUCUCUCUGUGUGAUAAGGUGUAUUAGCUAUGUUCUCCCUCUGUUAGUGAUUUGUGAAUGCAUAACUUGACAUGGUUGCAAGUACUGUGAUUGCAUAGAUGUUCAUCAUCAGCUGGUUUAGUGUUUCAUUGGAAAUGUUAUUGGAACUAACAUUUCCAAUACUGUGAAUUACACAACAAGUUUGUCAUGCUAUGCUAUGAUAUUAUGAUUUGGACUAGAAUUUGUGUGAGAAAUUAAAAGAAUAAGAUAAUCAUUUUUUUUUGAAAAAAUGUGUAUUAAGUCUCGGCAGUUGUUCAGAAUCAUCAAUAAUCAUUAAAAAAUUGAAUUGGCAUUA